Messenger RNA from Castor canadensis (American beaver), 2530 nucleotides. It is a transcript of the gene Zbtb5, whose product is annotated as zinc finger and BTB domain containing 5. Lineage: Eukaryota; Metazoa; Chordata; Mammalia; Rodentia; Castoridae. Gene Ontology annotation, molecular function: RNA polymerase II cis-regulatory region sequence-specific DNA binding; protein binding; DNA-binding transcription factor activity, RNA polymerase II-specific. The record is from RefSeq and is a predicted model, not a curated record. Gene Ontology annotation, biological process: regulation of transcription by RNA polymerase II.
AUUGCGUCACUUCCGUUUACUGUCGGCGGCCACCGCCGCCGUGUUAACAGAGAGCUUCUUCGAACCGGCUGAAGGAGCUGGGAGACAAGAGGAGGGGUGGGCGGGGGGUAGGGGGCGGGCGGAAGAGGGAGGAAGUCCCAUCACUGAGGCGCCAGUCUGGACGUUCCCGCCUCCUCCGACCGUGUCAGGUCCGAUCGGAGAAGGGUCACCGCCUCCUCCAGCGAGGAGAAGGGGGGCGGAGCCCGACUCAGGAUAAUGGAUUUUCCUGGUCACUUUGAACAGAUCUUCCAGCAGCUGAACUAUCAGAGACUUCAUGGCCAGCUCUGCGACUGUGUCAUUGUGGUGGGGAGUAGACAUUUUAAAGCCCAUCGCUCCGUGCUGGCAGCAUGCAGCACACAUUUCCGAGCUCUGUUCUCGGUGGCAGAGGGAGAUCAGACCAUGAACAUGAUCCAGCUGGAUAGUGAGGUAGUGACGGCAGAGGCCUUUGCGGCCCUCAUUGACAUGAUGUACACCUCCACCCUCAUGCUGGGGGAGAGCAAUGUGAUGGAUGUCUUAUUGGCAGCCUCUCACCUGCAUCUGAACUCUGUCGUUAAGGCAUGUAAACAUUACCUGACGACAAGGACACUGCCCAUGUCUCCCCCCAGUGAGCGCGUUCAGGAGCAGAGUGCCCGCAUGCAGCGCUCCUUUAUGCUGCAGCAACUGGGGCUGAGCAUCGUGAGCUCAGCCCUCAAUUCCAGCCAGAGCAGCGAGGAGCAGCCAACCCCCAUGAGCUCAUCUCUGCGCAGUAACCUAGACCAGCGGACUCCCUUCCCUAUGAGACGUCUUCACAAGCGCAAGCAGUCUGCAGAGGAGCGGGCCAGACAGCGCCUCCGCCCCUCCAUGGAUGAGUCUGCCAUUUCAGAUGUCACACCAGAGAAUGGGCCUUCGGGGGUUCAUUCUCGGGAGGAGUUCUUUUCACCUGAUUCCCUGAAAAUUGUGGAUAAUCCUAAACCCGAUGGAAUAACUGACAACCAGGAAGACAGCGCUAUCAUGUUUGACCAAUCUUUUGGUGCUCAAGAAGAUGCCCAGGUGCCCAGCCAAUCUGACAACAGUGCCGGCAACAUGGCACAGUUGUCCAUGGCCUCUCGUGCAACUCAGGUGGAGACUGGUUUUGAGCAGGAAGCUGCAACUGAGAAAAGUGGCUUCCAGUGUGAAAAUUCUGAGGUUGGCCUCGGUGAGAAGGAGCACAUGAGAGUGGUGGUUAAAUCUGAGCCCCUGAGCUCACCUGAGCCUCAGGAUGAAGUGAGUGAUGUGACCUCCCAAGCGGAAGGUAGUGAGUCCGUGGAAGUGGAAGGAGUUACAGUCAAUGCCAAGAUAGACCUCAGCCCUGAAAGCAGUGAUCGUAGUUUUUCAGAUCCCCAGUCCAGCACAGACAGGGUGGGUGACAUCCACAUUUUAGAAGUCACAAAUAACCUAGAACAUAAGUCUACUUUUAGUAUUUCAAAUUUUCUCAAUAAGAGCAGAGGAAGUAACUUUAGUACAAAUCAAAACAAUGAUGAUAACAUCCCAAACACAACGAGUGACUGCAGGCUGGAGGGUGAGGCCCCUUACUUGCUGAGUCCAGAGGCUGGACCUGCUGGUGGGCCCUCGUCUGCGCCUGGCUCCCAUGUGGAGAAUCCAUUCAGUGAGCCUGCGGACUCCCACUUUGUCAGGCCUAUGCAGGAGGUGAUGGGCCUGCCAUGUGUGCAGACUUCAGGCUACCAAGGAGAACAGUUUGGAAUGGAUUUUUCUAGGUCCGGUUUGGGCCUCCACUCCUCCUUCUCUAGGGUGAUGAUGGGCUCCCCAAGAGGAGGAGCCAGUAACUUUCCAUACUACCGUCGCAUAGCUCCCAAAAUGCCAGUCGUAACCUCCGUCAGGAGCUCACAGAUCCCUGAAACCUCUGCCAGUUCCCAGCUAAUGAUGAAUGGGGCCACAUCCUCAUUUGAGAAUGGCCAUCCCUCCCAGCCUGGCCCUCCCCAGUUGACCAGGGCAUCUGCUGAUGUCCUAUCAAAGUGUAAGAAGGCCUUAUCAGAGCACAAUGUCUUGGUUGUAGAGGGAGCUCGAAAGUAUGCCUGCAAAAUCUGCUGCAAAACCUUCCUGACUUUGACAGAUUGCAAAAAGCACAUACGUGUCCACACAGGGGAAAAGCCGUAUGCCUGCCUUAAGUGCGGCAAGCGGUUCAGUCAGUCCAGCCACCUGUAUAAACACUCGAAGACGACCUGCCUGCGCUGGCAGAGCAGCAACCUUCCCAGCACUUUGCUCUGACUGUCCUCACGAGACCACGUCCAGACCAGUUGUGGGACUGAAACUAAUGCCCUUGGGUUUGAGGUUUCUGCCGCCCAUUUUGAUGACAAGUGACUGGGGAGUGGUUCCAUACAGCACUUGUGCUGCAGCCUUUCUGAGUAAAGCACGAACCUUGGGAGGGAUGCGGCCCCUGGACCUGAGUCCUUCCUUAGGGUUGAGUGAUGCAGUCAUAUAGUGGUUUGUAAUUGAUGUUAAAGGUGGCACAUUU